CCCAGGGAUGUUGCUGGUCACUACUGACACGUUAGGCCAUGAUUUCCAUGUUUUUCAAAUACUGACACAUCCUUGGUCAUCAUCACAAAGUGCCGUCCAUCAUUUGUAUACACUUCACAGGGGAGAGACUGAAGCCAAAGUGCAGGAUAUCUCCUUCAGCCACGACUGUCGCUGGGUGGUGGUCAGCACGCUUCGUGGCACUUCCCACGUUUUUCCCAUCAAUCCUUAUGGGGGGCAGCCCUGUGUCAGGACACACAUGUCACCGCGGGUGGUGAACCGCAUGAGCCGCUUCCAGAAGAGCGCAGGGCUGGAAGAGAUCGAGCAAGAGCUGACAUCUAAACAGGGAGGCCGCUGCAGCCCUGUUCCAGGCCUGUCAAGCAGUCCUUCUGGCUCACCGCUCCACGGUAAACUCUUUUUUAUCUCCCUGCUGUGUUGUCAGGAAGCCUUUCCCCCGCUGUCAUUAAUGCCUGUGUCCCCCAGCGCAUUUCAGCACUUGGUGUGUGGCUGCCCGACCUAAGAAUUUGGUCCCUGA
This is a messenger RNA of Meleagris gallopavo (turkey), 532 nucleotides long. The record is from RefSeq and is a predicted model, not a curated record. Lineage: Eukaryota; Metazoa; Chordata; Aves; Galliformes; Phasianidae.